UUUAACUUGCCACAGCUUGUAAAAAAAUGACAGUAAACGCAAGUAAAAAAAUUACAGUAUAUGCAAGUGAAAAAAUGUAUACUAUAUAUAAAUAUACAUAAAUGAUGAAAAGCAUCACCACUUCAUUGGAAUUGUACACGCUAUUUAGCUUAAGAUAGACCUGCGGGAUAUAGCAGGCAACAUGUACAAUUACAAGGAAACCCUGAUGUAUUUCAUUUUCGUACUUAUUGAAGUAUGUGCAGGUGUUACUGAAUUUCCAUGCCAAUUUCCUUGUCAAUGGCGCAACAAAACAUUUCGUUUAUUUGAAGCACGACAUGAAGAUGCAUGGACGUUUAGUGCUGAUGGUAAAACUAGCUUGUUAGGAGACUCUGAAGGUCGUCAAAAUUUCAGUUGUUAUCAAAUAACAGAACGAUUCCUUAUUUUGAGGCUUAAGGAUCGUGACUCCUCAUUCAAGUGUUUUCCGAUCUUUUAUGACCCUGCAAUUCCCUUGGAGAUUAAAUCAGGCGGUUGGAAUAACUUAUAUUCUCCCAAUAAGACAGGUGCAUUUACUGAUUUAUGUCCAGUAUGUCAAGGGAAAGAUGGGUUCACUUUAUGGACAGCUGACCCAGGACCACCGUCUACCCCGCUCCCUCUGUCGCUAGACUGUAAUAGACCAUCAUCAUGUACCCCGCCUGGUGUAGUUUGUAAUAUGAGUGACACCAUCCCAAAAACAUGCGCACCAACAACUGAACCAACAACAACACAUAGCCACUGUGGAAAGAAAAAGCAAUUGCAUCCAGUAAUUUAGACAUAAAUGUGUUGAAUGUGUCCGCUACAAGUUUGAUAUGCAAAUAAAGAUUCAUUUCUCACUUA
Mytilus trossulus (common blue mussel) is the source of this 852-nucleotide messenger RNA. RefSeq lists its product as uncharacterized. NCBI's taxonomy places the organism in Eukaryota, Metazoa, Mollusca, Bivalvia, Mytilida, Mytilidae. The record is from RefSeq and is a predicted model, not a curated record. The transcript is spliced from 6 exons. Bases 182 to 787 code for a protein of 201 amino acids.